CAACGAGCCCCGGGUUCCGGUGAGUGCGCCGCCGCGCUGCUGAACCUCGGGUCCGGGCGGGCCGGCACCGCUGACUAGCAGCGGACCCCGAGGGAGUCCGCCGAAGUUCCACAGCUGCCAUGGCCGAUAAAGCGGCCGAGCCGGCCAUCGGCAUCGAUCUGGGCACCACCUACUCGUGCGUGGGCAUCUUCCAGCACGGUAAAGUUGAGAUCAUCGCUAACGACCAGGGCAACCGGACGACUCCCAGCUACGUCGCCUUCACUGAGACGGAGCGACUCAUCGGCGACCCGGCCAAGGCACAGGUGGCCCUGAACCCGGAGAACACCGUGUUCGGCUCCAAGCGACUCAUCGGGCGCACCUUCGACGACCCCAAGCUUCAGGAAGACCUCAAGCACUUGCCCUUCAAAGUCAUCAACGACAACAAUGCGCCCAAGAUCGUGGUAACGUACAAGGGUGAGGAGAAGACCUUCAACCCGGAGGAGAUAUCGGCCAUGAUUCUUACCAAGAUGCGAGAGGUGGCCGAGGCCUACCUCGGUCAGAAGAUCACUCUCGCCUGCGUCACCGUGCCGGCCUACUUCAACGACUCGCAGCGUCAGGCAACCAAGGACGCCAGCACGAUCGCCGGUUUGCAGGUGCCCAAGAUACUCAACGAACCGACGGCCGCUGCACUGGCCUACGGCCUGGACAAGGUAACUAGCGGCGAGAAGCUCGUCCUCAUUGUCGACCUCGGCGGUGGCACGUUCGACGUGUCCCUUCUGUCCAUCAAGAACUCGCAGACGUUUGACGUGCUUGCGACGGCGGGAGACACGCACCUUGGGGGCGAAGACUUCGACAGCCGCCUGGUGGACUACUUCAUCGCCGAGAUCAAGCGUAAGUUCAGCGUGGACAUCUCCGACAGGCCGCGCGCCGUGCGCCGACUGCGCACCGCGGCCGAGCGGGCCAAACGCAUCCUCUCCUCAACCGCGGAGACUAGUAUCGAGAUAGACGCUCUCUUCGACGGCACCGACUUCUACACCAAGAUCACGCGCGCCCGGUUCGAGGAGCUGUGCCUGGACCUCUUCAAGGUCAUCCUGGGACCGAUCCAGAGGGCGCUGGACGACUCCAAGAUAGACAAGACGAAGAUAGACGACAUCGUCCUGGUGGGAGGAUCGACGCGCAUUCCCCGAGUCCAGAAGCUCGUCAAGGAGUUCUUCAACGACAAGGAGCCGUGUUUCAACAUCAACCCAGACGAGGCGAUCGCCUACGGGGCGGCCGUCAGCGCCGCCCUGUCGGCCGGCACCAAGGACGAGACCAUCAAGGACGUCAAGCUUCUGGACGUGGCGCCGCUGUCCCUAGGCAUUGAGACGGCGGGUGGCGUCAUGACCAAGAUCAUCAACCGCAACACCAAGGUGCCGUGCAAGACUUCCAAGCCGUUUACGACCUACUCCGACAACCAGACCGGAGUCACCAUCCAGGUCUACGAAGGGGAGCGUACCAUGACCAAGGACAACCACCACCUGGGUCGUUUCGAGCUGACCGGCAUACCGCCAGCUCCGCGGGGCGUGCCCAAGAUCGAGGUCACCUUCGAUAUCGACCACAACGGCAUCCUCAACGUGUCGGCCAGGGACGAGAGCACGGGGCACGCGCAGUCCAUUUGUAUAACUAACGAGAAAGGUCGGCUUUCUGACGCCGAGAUUGAGCGCAUGCUGAAGGAGGCAGAGUUGUACCGGUUGGAGGACAUCGCGCAGAGGGAGCGGGUCGCCUCGAAGAACUCACUCCAGAGCUACGUGUUCAGCGUACAGCAGGCCAUCAAGGAAGUUGUUAGCGACAAGAUCUCGAGCGAAGAGAAGGAGAAAGUUCUGGGCAAGUGCAAGGAGGCCAACGAGUGGCUCGAGGACAACCAGAACUCGGCUGCGGCGGACAUACAGGCGAAGCUAAAGGAAGUUCAGGAGGUCUGCUCGCCACUCAUGAUCAAAAUGCACAUGGGCUGAGGGAACGGCU
Molecule: messenger RNA, 1980 nt
Organism: Rhipicephalus sanguineus (brown dog tick)
Lineage: Eukaryota; Metazoa; Arthropoda; Arachnida; Ixodida; Ixodidae
Product: major heat shock 70 kDa protein Ba-like
Exons: 1
Coding region: 120-1970 (616 amino acids)
Biological process (GO): cellular response to unfolded protein; protein refolding
Cellular component (GO): cytoplasm
Molecular function (GO): misfolded protein binding; ATP-dependent protein folding chaperone; ATP hydrolysis activity
Source: RefSeq, a predicted model, not a curated record